UUUUAGCCAAUCCCUCACCUAAUCUAGUCUCUCACUGCAAUCACUCGUUCGUCCUUUCUCUCUAUCUCUCUCUCUCUCUCUCUCUCUUUCUCCACCGAUCGAAGAUAUCAAAGAUAUGGAGCUUGAAUCCACCACCACCGCUCAACGCAGGCUCGCUGCCCUCGCCGCUCACUUCCCGCCAGCAGCCACUUACGAUCCCGCCUCCUCCACCGCUUCUCUCGUUCCCUUGAACUGCAGCAGCAGUUUGAACUCUGUCGUCAGAAGCUGUGACAACAAAAUCUCUUUUGCCCGGCAAGCAUCUUCUGAACAGGGUUUCUUUAUGAGGCAGGCUUCUUCGACUGAUGACGACCAUGAGAACUUAGCCAUCACUUUGAAGAACUCUGUCAUUACAAGGUGUGACAAUAGGCUGUAUUUUGCUCGGCAAGGAUCUUCUGCACAGGGUUUUUUUAUGAGGCAGGCUUCCACUGGUGAGAGGACCAUACUACAAGAUGCUGCACCUACCACCAAAACAACUGGCUUCGAUCCCUCUUCACCUGAGUACGCCGCACCACGGUUUUCUAAGCCUGCAAAAGAGGAGUUCGUUGUCUCUGAUGUAUCACCACCAAAUCAGCAAAAAGAAAAAACUAAGCCCGAUCUUCCUAAGUUAGCCAAUUUAGGUAAUGUUUGGUCUCCGAGAUCGAAUGUUGCUGAAUCUGAACAUAGCUAUGUUGUGGCAAUAGAGCUACCAGGGGCCAGUAUUAAUGAUAUAAGAGUGGAGGUCGACAACAUAAACUUGACUGUGACAGGUAGACGCACAUCUAUCUGUCAAAGAGUUGAUGCAGGAACUAAAGCUUCAAUCCUUGGAUAUCAUAAGCAAGAAAUACUACAGGGAUCAUUCAAAGUUUCCUGGCCUCUUCCCAGCAAUGUGAACAAGGAUAACGUUUCCGCUGAAUUUAUGGAUGGGAUUCUGAGAAUAGUUAUUCCAAAGCAUUGAGGGUUCACCGUUCUGGAACCAUAUCUAUACAUACGGUAAACGAUGUGUGUGUGUGGUAUAUAUAUAAUAUAUAUAGAUGUGCAGUUUGUGUGAAAGAAAAUUCAAGAUGGAAGAAAGAUAUGUAAAAUAGUUUGGUCUUUUAUAUAUCACGAAUUGCAGACAGGCAUUACUCAGCUGAUAGAGUAAGCCAUGUAAACAAUCGAUAAAUAUAUAAAAUAAAUCCUUCAUUACUA
This is a messenger RNA of Camelina sativa (false flax), 1206 nucleotides long. RefSeq lists its product as uncharacterized. The record is from RefSeq and is a predicted model, not a curated record. Lineage: Eukaryota; Viridiplantae; Streptophyta; Magnoliopsida; Brassicales; Brassicaceae.